Molecule: messenger RNA, 609 nt
Organism: Penaeus vannamei (Pacific white shrimp)
Lineage: Eukaryota; Metazoa; Arthropoda; Malacostraca; Decapoda; Penaeidae
Source: RefSeq, a predicted model, not a curated record
AUGACGACCCCCUUGAGAGGCAGCCAGGCGGAGGAUUGUGGUAGCACUGUUGUUGGGAUUAAUAGAAUUUUCGCCGCGUGUGGGCAACACUUGGAAGGGAAAAUAGAGAGGAAGAAUAUUCUAGAAGGAACGUUCACUCAGCCACAACACCAUAUAUCAGAGCUUGGAGGCAGGGGAACGGCAGGGGUUCCACGGCUUAAGGGUUUUGGCAAUACUUUUCUACCCCGCGCGAGGAGUAGACGGGGUGUAGAGGAAGGUGGUAACACUGUGGGUGGUAACGGUGUAGGUGGUAACAAUGGAAAGGUGGUAGGUGGUGGGGGUAACGCUGUAGGUGGUAGAAAUGUGGAAGAAGUUGAUGGUGGUGGCGGCGGAGGAGGUGGUAACAAUGUGAGGUGGUGGGGUGGUGGUGGGAGCGCUGUAGGUGGUAGCAUUGUGGAAGUUGAUGGUGGAGGUGGAGGUGGUGGUGGUGUUGAUGGAGGUGGUAAUAAUGGUGGAGGUGGUGUUGAUCGAGGUGAUGAUAAUGAUUUAGGUGGUAACAAUGGCGGUUGUGGUGAUGGUGGUGGUAACGCCCUAGGUGGUAGCAAUGGUGGAGGAGGUUGGUGGUGGUGA